UACACUGGAGCAGGGCUACAGUUACGUUACGUUUGUAGAAUAAAAAAACACAGUUUCAAAUUUGACUCCCCCAGUCCCCACAUUGACAUUCGAAUCCGACACUAACCUAAAAUAUGGCAAUGUUAUCCUCAAUAAUUGUGAAGAAUUUACCCGAGAACCCCUUAUGGAAACGCACUUUUACCAUAUCGGCAGCAUUCAGAGCAUCAGAAACGGCCUUAUCUGCUGAGCCAAGGCUCGAAGUUCGCGAAAUAACCAAAGACCGCUCGAAACCCAUCCCCGUUGAGACAAGUAUAAGGUACCUAAAGAGCGCCGCUUACCGGCAAACGUACGGCGACCAGCCUGUGUGGGUCCUGUACCGACGAAACCACAAAGGGGCUAUCCCCCCCAGGAAAACACGGAAAACCUGCAUUCGGGGGGACCAAAUUUCGUGCGGGAACCCCUGUCCCAUCUGCCGGGACGAGUACUUGGUUUUACACGAAAAUAACGUAGAAUUGCUUAAACAGUUCGUCUGUGAACACACUGGUAGUAUUUUGAGUUAUUCCAAAACUGGGUUGUGCCAAAAGAAGCACCAACAGUUGCUAGUGGCGAUUCGAAGGGCUGUGGACAGCGGACUGCUCACCUUUGAUGUGCCGCACCGACACUACAAUUAUUCCGAAUUUUACCCCGAACUGAAGCAAUAA
This is a messenger RNA of Tribolium castaneum (red flour beetle), 680 nucleotides long. RefSeq names its product mitochondrial ribosomal protein S18B (gene mRpS18B). The record is from RefSeq and is a predicted model, not a curated record. Gene Ontology annotation, molecular function: structural constituent of ribosome. The transcript has a single exon. NCBI's taxonomy places the organism in Eukaryota, Metazoa, Arthropoda, Insecta, Coleoptera, Tenebrionidae. Gene Ontology annotation, cellular component: ribosome; mitochondrion. The coding region runs from base 114 to 680 and encodes 188 amino acids. Gene Ontology annotation, biological process: mitochondrial translation.